CCAUGUGCUUCAAGUGGUUCAAGGACGUGGUGGCCAUGACGGCGCACGCCGAAUCGCAGAGCAAGCGCUGCAACCUUCGGUUCUCGCAGCACUACCGUCCCUUCAUCGACCAGCUGACGGCCGGGGUGGUGGAUGCGGUCGGCGUCCACGAAGACAGCACGGUCAAGUACGAGGUCAGCAAGGAUGCCACCGACGGUAUGAACAUGGUCCAGGACAAGGUUCAGCAGGCCAUGAUUGACUACCGGACCAAGGCGUUGGAGGACCAGGCGACGUACUGGGACAAUCGUCCGAUUUCGGCUCAGGAGUGGUGAAGAUGCUGCGGCGUGGCGGCUGACGACGAAAGAUUUCCUACCUCUACAGCAGGGAGGUAGGUUCCCAUCUAAUCUUGUAUCUAGGGGUAGACACGAUAUCAGGCACUGGGAGACGGAAGAAGG
Sodiomyces alkalinus F11 is the source of this 434-nucleotide messenger RNA. RefSeq lists its product as hypothetical. The transcript has a single exon. The annotation marks the transcript as partial. Lineage: Eukaryota; Fungi; Ascomycota; Sordariomycetes; Glomerellales; Plectosphaerellaceae. The record is from RefSeq and is a predicted model, not a curated record.